Molecule: messenger RNA, 682 nt
Organism: Mya arenaria
Lineage: Eukaryota; Metazoa; Mollusca; Bivalvia; Myida; Myidae
Product: D-galactoside-specific lectin-like
Exons: 2
Molecular function (GO): carbohydrate binding
Source: RefSeq, a predicted model, not a curated record
UAUCUGUUUACCACACCAGUGUCGGGAGAUGCUAUUUACUGCGAAGGAUCGACAGGUCACAUCCGGUGUCCCGCUGGCCAGAAGAUAGCAGUUUAUAAUGCUUAUUACGGAAGGACACAUAACGGAACAAUCUGUCCCCAUUCCCUCACCUCCAACCAGACAUGCCGCGCAACUGGCUCCCUCGACAAGAUCCAGAGUGCUUGCCAGAAUCAACAGCAAUGUUACUUGGCGGCAAACUAUGUAGUGUACGGAGAUCCCUGCAGAGGAACGUUCAAAUACAUUGAAGUGAAGUUUGUUUGUCUGUAGGCAUAAAACAGCCGGUCGAUAAAAUUUGUAAAACAUGUGUUGUUUCAAUGAGUCAUCACGAUAUAAAUAAUGCUUAAACUAAUAAACCAAUGAGAAAUGUCACUUUGCAUUCAAUAAAGAAGACAGACGACUUGCCACGAGAUGUUAAAAAUCAAGUGUUGAUUACCUUCUUCAUUUUAUACAUCAAUGCACAUGUGGAACAAAGUAGAAUUCAUUACAAGUGAAGUGUCUGGCAAAAUUAAACCAUAAUUUAAAGUUGCGUUUACUUCAGUUUAUAACGAAACAGAAGGUCUUUGUCUACGUAGUUACUUUAUUCUGAAGGCAUAUAUUGAUAAAAAAAUCCAAUUGAACACGAAUUUAAGCAUAACAAGCAUGC